Molecule: messenger RNA, 3396 nt
Organism: Medicago truncatula (barrel medic)
Lineage: Eukaryota; Viridiplantae; Streptophyta; Magnoliopsida; Fabales; Fabaceae
Exons: 3
Coding region: 135-3077 (980 amino acids)
Biological process (GO): response to ionizing radiation; regulation of DNA-templated DNA replication initiation; DNA replication
Cellular component (GO): nucleus
Molecular function (GO): chromatin binding
Source: RefSeq, a predicted model, not a curated record
GCGGGAGUUUUGUACAGUCUUUCUCCCUCUCAUGACAAAAAAAAAACUUUCCAUCGAUAGAAUGAACCAAUAAACACGAAGAAGACGAUUCAGUGAAUAAAAACACCACCGUCUCAUUCCCUCUUUCAUCAACAAUGAGUUCAAACUCAGAUCCAAUGAUACGUUACUCCCACACAAACCGCAUCGUUCUUCUCAUAGAUCUAGACCCACUCCUCCUCCUCCUUCACAACACCACCACCACCACCAACUACAUCAAAAACAUUCUCUCCACCUCUAAAACCCUAUUUUCUUUCCCUCCACUUUCCACCUCUCUUUUCGCCUUCAAAUUCUUCUUCUCUUCUCUCCCACCUCAUCUCUCUUUCUCUAAACUCCAUCCUUUUCUCCCUAAACACUCUUUCUCCUUCGAUCACCCUUUCUCCACUUUCAAUCUCCUCUCCAAAACCCUAUCCACUUUCCCGAAUUUCCCUCUAACUUAUAACCCGAAAGCCGCAAAUCUCAUUGAUUCCCUCACUCAGCUUCUUCAUGAUUACCCCUGGGAACCUAAUUCCGACGCCGACACCGACACCACAACUCCUCUUGUUUCUCCUAAUUUAAUUCUAUUGUUUACUCCUUUUUUCAAUUCAUUUAAUUCACUUGCAGGAUUUUUCGAUUCUGAUGAGGAUUCGUUGCGAAUUGAGAAUUCUUUCUGUGAUAGGUUUUUAGGGUUUUUUGGGAAUGUCAGUCGUAGGUUUAGGUCUAAGGGUGUUCAUUGUAGUUGGAUUGGUGUUAAUAGUGAUGAUAAGGAGGAUGAGGUUGGUAUGAUUCGUGGUUUGUUUGAGAUUGGGACUGGGAAAUUGGGUUGGGGUUUUUGUUCUUUGGAUUCAAUUUUGCUUGGUUCUGCUCUUGUUCCUUUUGGUUUGAUAUAUCCCAAAAUUGGGGUUUCGUGGAUUUCUGUUCGUUGUUGUUCUAGGGAAGUUAAGGUUCAAUUGACUCUUGAGAUUUUGGAUGUGAAUGGGAGUCCUAUUGAGUACAAUUGCUGUGAUCUUGAAGUUUUGGAUUUUAGGGUUUUCGGUAGAGGGGAGGAUGUGAAUUUACAAGGUGGUGGAAGGAAGGAGAGGCUGUGGAAUGUGUGUUCGGAUGGAAUGGCGAAAUUGAAAGUUACGGUUGUGCGCAAGUGUGAUGCAUUUGUGAAGUUUAGGUCAUGUCUCUCUGAUUCGGUUCUGGUGCGUGAAGUUUUAGGGGAAUGUAUGAAGGGAGAUUCGGGUGGGUUUUUCGCUGAUAGGGUUCUUGAGUUGCUAGCAACUGAAUUUGGCUGUCAGGGGCGGCGAAAAUCUGUUCCCGUUUGGGAGAUGUUGUUGAGUUAUCUUUAUAAAGAAGAUUGUUGGGCUUUGGUGUCGGUUGACAGUGGUAAAGGUGGUGGUUCUUGUGUUGGUAUUCUUAGGCCUUUUACCGUUUCUUCGGCUCUUUUAUCUGUUUUGGAGGAUCCACAAUCAGCUUCUGAUUUUGGUGCAGCAAAUAUGAAUUCUUUUAUUAGGACAGGUAUUUUAAAAUCAGAUCGCAUAUUUCACAAGAACAGGGAUUUGGUGGAUUCUCAGGUCAAAGAUGUUGUGGGAAUUAAGGGUGAGCAGAAAAAGAAAAUGACAGAUUUAAGUGCACUUCGAAACCUCACAUGGAGCUCCUUUUAUGAUUUGGUAUAUGAUCAAUUUGAGAUGGAUCUGCAUGAGGUUUACUAUGCGAUGGAAUGUAACAAGUCAAAGAAGUUGAAAUUUUUAAAAUGCUGGAUGAAGCAGGUGAAGAAAUCUAGCUGCCAUGAUCUGAAUUUGUCAGAAUAUCCCAAGCCAAAUCAGAUAUUUGCAGAAGGGACUGACAGUAAAUUGAACGAGUUACCUCAAAAUGGUGAACAGCCAAUCCCGCAGGUGGUUAUGUCAGCUGGAAUUAAUGCUGAGGUUGAUACGAAAAAGGAUGAUGCGGUGCUUGAUUGUGGGUUAGAAACAUCUGAAGCAUUUUUUAGAAAUCUUUCAAACAGGAUUCAACAGGGAAUUGAAUCUGAUGUCAUAGACCUCGUAGCUUUGGCUGAGCGACUUGUUAAUUCAUCUAUUUACUGGCUAUGUCAGAAGGUUGAUAGGGAAACAAUUCCUCUGAUCCAGGUCCAUUCUCCUCUGAAAGAUAAUAAUGCUUGUGGUAGCAUGGUUGUAUCUGAAUUAGUAAAACAGUUGUUGAAGGAUCCCAAGGACAUAGCUGCAAAGCAUAAAAGUAGAGAUUCGUCCUCUCAGGCAUUUGAUGCAGCAGGACCAACUACUAUAAUCACAGAACAUGUUGUUAGAGAAUAUGAACUGCAAAUUUUAUUUCGAUUGGAAAUUUUACAAUCAGAGGUUGGACGCGGAAUUGAAGAUUCCAGUAAACAGAAGUUUGUCAAACAAAUAUGCCUACUCUUAGAGAACAUUCAGUGCCACAUGGAAGGGGGGUUCUUUGGUGAUUGGAACCUUGAAAAUUAUGUAGCAAAGAUCAUAAAAAGCAGAUAUUCUCACACCCUUGAAGACAUUGUUCAUAAAAUCUACAACAAAAUGGAUCUGCUUCUGUUUGUAAAUGAGGAUGAAGCCCCGGAUUGUUCAUUUAACAGUGAGGACAGCAGCAAAUCAUUGGAUAGAAAAUUUUACGGAGAUGAGAUGGGUGAAAAUGAUGUCGGUAAUGGACCUUUUUCAGCAGAAAACAAGCCUUUUCAUUUGCAGAAGAAUGUAAGAGGAAAAUUGCAAAGGAAUAUAGAAGGGGGUCAUAAUAAAACGCUAAUUGAAGCUCUCAAAAUUCGAAUGCCUGCUUUGCGAGUUUGGGCCCCAAAACAAAAGGGUAUGAAAUCCAAGAAAGAUCACCUUUCGAAGAUUCCAAAAAGGAAAGACCGAACAAGUGCAUGUUAUGACACAGUAUGUGAGACGCCAAUGACAAGAAACACACGGUCAAUGACAAGAAACACUGUAUGUGAAACGCCAAUGACAAGAAGCACACGGUCAAGCCCGCAGUCAAUAGGUUCAGAUGACCACAAUUACAUGGCUGAUGGGAAUCAAGUAUGUGGUUCAGUUGCUAAGGCAUUGUUUCAGGUAUGAUCUUUGAUUUGAUUAAACAAUACCUCACUCAGACUGACAGAAAAAUUGUAUAUGCCAACUACAAGAGCAAAUUGAGGCAAAUUCUGAAUACUAGAUAUAAUCUAACUUGACAUAGCUCUUUCAGUUUAGAUUGUCAGUAUUCGACCACUAAUGGUGGAAUGUUAUUGUUUGGACUCUGGAUUCAGAUUGGUUUCCCAGUAUUUACAUACAUGUCAGCUGAUUCAUUACAUUAUAAUAGUAAAUAAAUCAUAUGCUCAAUUCGAUGCAUUUGUAUAAUCAGUUUCUAUUUUAAUAGCUACUAAACUCCCUUUUUCUAUUA